Messenger RNA from Phyllopteryx taeniolatus (common seadragon), 2781 nucleotides. RefSeq names its product OAF homolog a (Drosophila) (gene oafa). NCBI's taxonomy places the organism in Eukaryota, Metazoa, Chordata, Actinopteri, Syngnathiformes, Syngnathidae. The record is from RefSeq and is a predicted model, not a curated record. The coding region runs from base 389 to 1198 and encodes 269 amino acids. The transcript is spliced from 4 exons.
UCACAUGAGAGGCCUCCUUCUUCUUUAGGGGGAUGGGCAGCUAGGCCAGUGUGUGUGCGGCUCCAAGAGUUUACGACCAGCACACACUCACGCACACUAAAAGUUUGCAGUGUGGAGCUCCUCGGCUCCACGCGUGGAAAAGUUGGCUCCGUCAACACGGAAUAGCAACAACGUGCUACCAUUGGACCGGUGAACUGCUUUUAUCGGAACAGAAAGCCUCUCAAUGGAAAGGGGGAAGUCGUCACAAGAAGUGAAGCGCGGUGAUUGAGCGCCUUUUGAAAAAAAAAAAAAAAAAAAAAUGUGAGGAGAAGACUUUCGAUAUGAACGCAUACAUUUGGAUGACGCUUCGACUCUUCCUGGCUUUGGGUUGGCUUCUGCGUGUUCGGGGAUGUGUGCGAGCGCCGCCAAGGUUCGGCUUCUGCUGCUGUUGCCGCUGCUUAUCGCCUGCGCCCUGGGACUGGGCUCCGAGCUGAGGGUUCGGGUCCGGCUCGCCGACGGGCUGGUGACCGAGGAGGUCCUGGAGGCGGACAGCGAGAGAGACGCCAUAUCGGUGGAGUUCAAGCAAGGAGACGGCACCCUCGUCACCUUUGUGGUCGACUUCAAGCAGGAACUGAAGAUAUUCCGAUCACUCAUCCUGGGCGAGCUAGAAAGAGGACAGAACCAGUACCAGGCUUUGUGCUUCAUCUCCCGCCUCAGCCACAAUGAGAUCAUUCCCAGCGAGUCCAUGGCCCGCCUCAGACAGAAAAACCCUCAUGCCAUUCGCCUGGCGGAGGAGCGUCGCGGCCUGGAGCACCUGACCAUGAGCGCCUCAGUCAACGUGAGCCAGGCCUGGCAGCUGAGCGGCCACAUAAACAACAUGUGCAGCGAGGCCCACGAGGCCAUUUACACCACGGAGGCGGACGUCAAGCACUGGCUGGACAAAGGCGUGGAUGGCUCCAUUUUUGAGGCGCUGCCCCACAAUUCUGAGGUGCCCCAAUUCCAGGCCUGUCACGCCACCAAGGACUUGUGGCAGCCGUGCCUGUGCAUGUACGGCCUGCGCCUGGAGUGGUACCCGUGCCUGCUUAAGUACUGCCGCAGCCGCGACACCACGGGCAAGGGCUCCACCUACAAAUGUGGCAUCAAGAGUUGCAGCAAGGGCUACCACUUCACUUACUACGUCCCCCAAAAACAGCUAUGUCUUUGGGACGAGGAGACCUAGUUUGACGUGUCUCUGACUGUGCUAUUUACAGCAACACUGGGCCGCAUUUUAUAUGAUAAUGUGUGAAACUGGAUUAGGUGGUGCUGUGAUGAGUUCCAGAUGUUGACGCUGGGAAAAAAAAUGAGGCCUUUUUUUGGAAGGAGAAGGAAAAAAACAAUCACCCUCAACGAUAAUGUGAUUUUUGCCUUCACUUUGGAGGGAGACUUGUCACCAGGGAUGACACACCAGCGAAAGACGCUCAUCAACGAAGGAAAACUGUGGAGGUGCCUUCGCUACCCUCGGUGAAAAACACUUUGCAUACAGCUUCUCAGCAGUCUUGUAUUGGCUUUCCCCAAACUGCGGGUCGGGACCCCCAAAGUGGGUCCAGAGUGAAUUUUUGGGGGUUUUAAUCACACACAAAGUUUUGGGCAAACAAUUAAGCUUUGUUAGAAUAAGUUAAUAUCUGUUGUAUUUGUAACGUUAACUUAUCAACAAUAUGUGGUACUAUGGCAAUACAUGUACUUUUGUGGGGGAAACCCAGCUUUAGUCCAUAUUGGCUGACAAAGAAAAUGCUUGUCAAUGCUGGAUUUAUUUAUUUUGCUCUCAGAAGGACAUUACCGGACUGUCUUUUUUUCAAAAAACCUUUGUUAUAAAUAGCUUCUCAAAAUGUUGUUGUUUUUGCUCCUCUUUUUUUUUUUUUUUUGCAUCCAAGCAAACUCAACUACGGGUCCUCAAACCACAACAAGAAAUAUUCAAACUAAUUCCGCAACGCUUCCAAUUGUGUGUCUUGUGUUUUCGGUCUUUUAAUAGGAGUCCUCUUGAUGGUUUGACCCCAUCAUCUUAGGGUGUGCAUUCCUGGUACUUACAUGCUGCCGCCUUAUUGUAAGAGUUGUAAGGUUGUCCAAAAGGAGGGUUGUAAUGUCUCUGUGGGUGAAAAGAGGCUAUUCAGAAGGAUGUUUUCCAAUGUUGGCACUCUCAGUAACUGCAUUGUGGCUCUAGAAGCACCUCUCCUACCACCAUAUGGUCUUUUUAUUUUUAGUUUUUUAAUUAUACACACUCAUGUUUGCGUCCUCUUGUCAUACGGUGAAAUAUUAUUUAUGCAGCUCAAAUCCAUGCUCACUUAUGUUAUUCAAAAAGAACUUCUUGAACUUGUGGGACCAAACACAGCAAUAACUUUGUUUCAGCCGUAUUGCAAUAUCGUUGAUUAACAAAAGAGCCAAACUUUUAAAUUUCACUGAGCCAAGUGCCUUAAUAUUUCUGCCUUUGAUACUGUAUGCUUAUGUAGAACAGGGGUGGGCAACCAACUGCGAGAGCAUAUGAUCCGGCCCGUCAUGGCACUCUAAAAUCAGAUGCAACCUCAGAGGAACAGUGCGGAAACAUUUAAUCCGCAAACGCUUACAAUAUACAUUUGCAUCAUAAUUUUUCAUACAUUGAGUACGGUGAGUUUUUUUAAUAAAAGGUUUCCCACCCCUGGUAUAACUCAAGUUGAAAAAUGUGUUUCUUAUUUUUCUAUGAAAGAGUUUUUAAUAUGAUGUACGGAUUUGCUAUAUCAGGAGCAAAUGAAGCAGUUAGCUAAUGUGCCAUUAAAAAGUUGCAUCAUACAA